GGCCCGCCGGGCGCCGCGGCCUGCGGGCGCCGCUGGUUGGCGGCGGGGGGACACGUGAGCGAGGAGGCGGCGGCAGCGGCGGCGGCAGCAGCGGGAGUUUCCCCGACAGCUGGAGGUUGCGGCGGCGGCUCCUCCUCCCCGGGUCCCCGCUAGAGCCCAGAGACCCCCCGCGCUCCUCCUUAUUGACAAACGCACAAAGGGCCGCGUCGGGGCCGGGCCGGGACGCGUCUGGAGCCGGCAUGGGAGACAAGAAGAGCCCGACCAGGCCGAAGCGGCAGCCGAAACCCUCCUCGGACGAGGGGUACUGGGACUGCAGCGUCUGCACCUUCCGCAACAGCGCCGAGGCCUUCAAGUGCUUGAUGUGCGACGUGAGGAAGGGCACCUCCACACGGAAACCUCGACCUGUCUCUCAGCUGGUUGCACAGCAGGUUCCUCAGCAAUUUGUGCCCCCUACACAAUCAAAGAAAGAGAAAAAAGACAAAGUAGAAAAGGAAAAAAGUGAAAAGGAAACAACAAGCAAAAAGAACAGUCAUAAGAAAACCAGGCCAAGGUUGAAAAAUGUGGAUCGAAGUAGUGCUCAGCAUUUGGAAGUUACCGUUGGAGAUCUGACAGUCAUUAUUACAGACUUUAAGGAGAAAACUAAGUCACCACCUGCUUCCAGUGCUGCUUCUGCAGAUCAACACAGUCAGAGUGGUUCUAGCUCUGACAACACAGAGAGGGGAAUGUCCAGGUCAUCUUCACCCAGAGGAGAAGCGUCGUCACUGAAUGGGGAAUCUCAUUAAAGUUUAUUUCCUCCAGGUUCAUUAGUCUCUUCAAAACAUGCAAAUAUGUAAGUUCUGUCACCACAUUUUCAUGACAGAUUAGUCAUGCAUAAUUAAUAUGUUGACUGGAACACAAUGCAGUUUGAAAAAAAGAAAGAAAAUAAGUGCAGUGAUGGAAACAGUAACAGCAUGAAGCUGAGUCAGGGGAGGUUUAGGUUAGAUACCACAGAAGUUUUCUCACCCAGAGGGUUGUUGGGCACUGGAACAGGCUCCCCAGGGAAGUGGUCACAGCACCAGCCUGACAGAGUUCAAGAAGUAUUUGGACAGCCCUCUCAGGCACAUGGUGUGACUCUUGGGGCUGUCCUGUGCAGGGCCAGAAUUUGGACUCAAUGAUCCUUUUGGGUCCCUUCCAACUCAGCUUAUUUUGUGAUUCUAUAAUAACUUAAAUGCUAUCUACAAAUGCUUAUGAAGCAUCUUCAGAACAACUUUUUAAUCUACAUGUGUAAGGGUGCCAUGAAAAUGUGGUUUGAAUGUGCAUUAUACAGUGUUAUUGCUAUGUCCAUUUUCACUUUUAGUUUAGUGAAUUCUAACAAAACUCUUGGAAUCUCUACUAUUGGCAUGUACUGAAUUUAAAUUUUAUAACAUAGUUCAAGCUGCCUAAAUAUGUAUUAUUUGAGAAUUGUGAAACAUAGUUAUAUGUAUGCAAGUCAAAGAUCAACUUUAUCAAUUAUUGCUGCAACAGAAUUUUCAUAAUAAUUAUCUUCUUAAAAACACCUGCUGGUACUUGGUGUGGUUAAAUAGGAAAAAUGUUAUUAAAGAAAACAUUUGUAUGGAUUUUUGCCAAUGUUUGACACAUUUUACUAGAUUACUGUUACUGAAUUAUGUUGAUGGUUUUACCAAUAUUUUUUGACACUUAAAACACUUAUUGUAAUGUUUACAAGCAAAAUAGAAAACACAUUCUAAGCAUUGAUUAGUUAACCUUGCAAUUCAGGUAAAGUACUGCAUUGUCGCUGUACACUGGUAUUUUGUGUUGUGUAACAAAUACUGAACCUCAGAUGGUGAUGCAUUUGGCAAAAACUAUUUGGAAAUAUGAAAGUUUGGAAAAGCUUUAAAAAGAACAGAUCUGCAGUUCUUGUUUCUUCUUAGUGCUGUUUCCUUGCCCCAGAUUUUUCUAGUGUCACAUAGUCACUUAUUUCAGUGCAGGAAUAUCAGAUGUUGCACAAGAAUAAGGGAAUAACAAUUCUAUUUUUUUUUUCGUUCCUGAGUCAAUUUCUUUAAUAUUGAAUUGGCCUGUUAGAAUAUAUUAUGGCAUAAAUAAUUUGAAAAAUACUCACUAUAUUACUUUAUGGCAUAAGCUGUCAACAUUUACGCACUUAGCAAUAUACUGAUAAAGAGCAGAGCUAUUUACAAUACCAUCUGGUAUUAUGUAAAAUUACCAAUAAAAUAUUUUUGUGAAUACAGAUUUUGCAUUUUUGUUUACAGCCAAUAAGUGUUUUGAUACAUACAUACAAUUCAUGUAUAGAUUUUAAAUUAUAUAUUCUGGUUCAGUACAAAAGUCCAUUUAGCUCCUUUUAGUGAGGUAGGGCACUUACACUCCUGUGAGCCUUUUCUUUUUCAUUCAAAGUAAAUAUAUUUUUAAGCCUAUGUCAAAGUUGGAUGGACCUUCUUGGUAGUGAAUCCAGCCCCAAAUUAUUACCCACAUAUGAUAUGUCUUCUUGACAGCUUAAAAUAAUGGAUUUUUGUAGCCCCUGACAAUUGUGAUGUUUGGUGGUUUCUUGUAGUAAUGUAUUUUUCUGUUUUUAAUGCAGUACUUCUACAGGCACAAUGGUACUGUUCUAUUUUGUAAGAUGCUAGUUGUGAAAUACAGUUAGUUGCAUAAAAUGAGAGUCUGAUGUGAUAUCUGAGAACAUACAUACCUCAUUCCUUGGUGUUGCUGUUUAAACUUUUUAGACAUCAAAUGUUAAUUAUAGGCUGUUUCAGAUGGAUAACUACUGACCUGUUUAUUAUGUAUUCUGCUUUAUCUUACUAAAAAUAGAAUGUCUGUUCCUUGCUGUUACCUGGCCAAAUUUAGUAUCUGUAAAACAUGCUUUUUAAGGUUCUUAAAUGUUUUUGGGGCCGGGCUAGUGUUCAGAUUAACAUACACUAGCUUUUAAAAGAAAAAAAUACAUGCUUCUCUACUUUAUUUUUUUAUAUUUUAUUUUUAGGUGGGACUAUUUGCAGACUAUACUGAUGUAAUGGAUUACAAAAGAGCUGAAACUGUUUAAAGCAAGCAGUUUAAGGAUAGUAAAUCUCAUUGCAAGAAGUUUUAUGAAAUGUGUUUCUAAUUUGAAAUGUAAUGAAUGCUAACACAUUUCAGAAUUCCUUGCAAAGAAAUAGUAAUCUAUUACCAGUAAUUCACUAAAUGGGAAUUGUAUUUUUAUUUAAGUUUAUGUGAAUAAACCACCCAGCAUUGCCAACAAAAGAAUUCUAUCUUCAGAAUUAAGUAGCUAUUUGGUUUGAAAGGAAGGAUGGAGCGGAUUUUACUGUGAUUCAACUGUCUCUAGAGAAUAAUCUCAAAAAUGUGGUACAAGUGUGGUUAUCAAAAACAAUGCAGAAAGUCUCACUGUUUGUUAUGGAACAAGACAUUGAAGAGCAAUUUCUACUACAUGUGCUACAGAAGUCAGGUAGGAUCUUAAAAGCUGUGGUGGUUUUAACUGAACAAUUAGGUUGCCAUUGUUUUAUUGCAAUUAUGCUUGUUUUAGCAUUAAGCAAAGUUGAGUUUUUGCCUGUUUGAUGAUUAAAAGAAUAUGACAAUACUGACAGCAGAUUAGACAAAUUCUAAGCAAAAUACUGCAUUUGAGUCUGUUAAUAAUAUAAUUUAAAUGAACUUCACUUUCAUAAUUUCUAAAUAAUUUUGACUUGUAGUAAUCCUAAGUCCUUUUUUCUAACUGUAAAUAUAUUUAAAAGCAUCUUUACUCCAUUUAUAAAAUGUGAAAUUUUAAUGUUGUAAUGUGUUCUGAUUAGCUAUUUUUCUCUGUGAUUGCUCUCUGCAUAAGAACUGUUAUUUGUUAAAUCUAUAUAUGCAUCAGUCUUCAACAGCCAUACAUCCUGGGAUAUUCAUGAAAUGGUGGCCCCACAAGGACAAGCAUGAUAGUGUUCCAUGUAAAUGAGUUCCUUUAUGUGCUGAUUGAUUGUCUGGUUUCAGAAAGGAAAUGGGGGGAAAUUAAGUAUAAAUAGUUCAUUUAUAAAGUGUACAGUAAUUCAGUCUCUUAUCUUCCUAACUUACUAUUAAUUAUAGGUGGUAUAAGAAAAAGAACAAAUAUACAGUUGACUGAUCUCUUUUUUCAUGAAUUUAAAUCUACGUAUUGGAUAUAAAAAUUCUUCUACUCAGUAGCAGGUUGGAUUAUACCAUAUAAAAUCUUGAUUCCAACAAAAGAGGUAGUAAUAAAUAAAUGACAUUUCAAAAUUUAAAAUUCCUGCUAUUAAGAGUCAAUAAUUAAGAAUAUGACUGAAGUUUUAACCUAUUAUGUGUUUAUCUAAAUAUUUGAUGUUUUGGAGCAUAGAUUGUAAAACCGCAAAAAUAGUUUGAUUUUAUAAUUCGUGCACUUAACAUUUUUUUUAAUAUUAUGAAUAGCACAUUUUCAAGUAGCCAUGCGAGACAGUACUUUCUAGAAUUUGUUCAAUUGGUUCACCAUAGUGUUUAGGCAGGUCUUCUAAACUUCACAUCUUGCAUCCUAAAUUCUUUACUUUUUUCCUCUCCUGUCUGGAAAGCCUGACAGUUUCCUAUGUUUUGCUGAUUGAUUUUACUUUGUUAAUAGGAUUGAUUUGGCAUGAAACUGUCUAUUGUGUACUUUUAUCCAGGGUUCUUUAACUAUAUCUGUUUGGGUUUUUUUUUCUGUGAAAUGCCUUUAUUUGGCUCUUCUCCCUCCUAGGGAGUCUGGGUAUAAUUCAUUCAAAAUCAGAAACUGUAGGGAAAUAGAAAGGCAUUUACAUUUAAUUUCUCUAAAGGCAACAGCAAGUGCUAUACUUAUAGUAAAUUUAGCCUGUUCUCACUCAGGAAUAAGAUAGAAAAGAUAAAAAGCUAAUGCUGGUUUUGGCUAGUGGACCAGUCAGUCAAAUAUGGCAUUUUGAAAAUGCAUACUUCUAGCUCAAUGUUAAGAUUUUGGUGUGCUGGAAACACAGCUUGAGCUUUCAGAGGUUUUCUUAACCUGAAAUUAUGCCCCAACUUAUGUUAGAGCAGUCUCAGUUUGAAAGGUUAUUACUUCAAACUAGCAAAAACUGUACAGUAAAAUCAGUCAAACUAUAGAAGUUCAGAUGGUUUUCUUUUGUGCUGUUAAAGUUUUAAAAAGAGGAGAAACUGUUAAAAGAUACUUAGAAGACUUGUCUAAGACCACAAUCAUAUUGAGCUUCGCUUGACAUCUAAAGAACCUGUUUUAACAAGAAUUAACAGGAUUUAACCACUAAUUAAACUUCAAAAAUUACUUCAUAAGUUAAUUACAAAUUAGUGCUCUGUAGAAAUGGUUGUAACUUCCUGUCUAGAAUGGAGUAAAUGGUACAACAGCAAUGGAAAACUGCAUGCUUGCUGGAAAAUACUAUUUUCCAACAGCAAGUGAUCUUUACAUGACUUUGCUAAGACAUUAUGCCAAAAGAUUGUGAUAUGUCUGUGAACGAGGCUUAAACUGUACCAUUAGAUGCAAAGAAUUAAAGAAAAUGCAGUGAAAAAAACAAAUUAUUUUCAGAACCUAGAGUCUUAAUAAUGCAGGAGCUUAUUACAGCCUCUAUUUAAUUGUGUUGGUAAAAAUUAAUAAAAACAAACUACGACUGAAUCACUCUGAUGUAUUCAAUCCUAAUCUUGCCCCUUUUAUUUUGGGAGACAGAUAAAAGUCAUCAGAAUGAACUUGCUCUGUCUGCUAAUGGUAGAUUUUAAGAGCAGACAGUUUAAUGGGCACAGGAAAUUUUAGGUGUACUUUUAAGAAGUUAAAUGUGGAAGAUGAAGGGCAAAAGCACAUUCCAUAGCUCUUAAUGAUUAUUAUUAAGAAUGAUUACAAGAGAUUGCCGUUCUGUUUGGGUUUUACAAAAGACAAAAUUGUAACCUUAUCUAAUCACUUUUUGUCCUAUAUGCUUAAAAAGAAAAUUGGCACAAGAAAAAAAAAUAUUGUUCAGUAACAAUAUUCUGAAAAGUAGUUCCAGAAUUUUAAUUAUUUUCUAGAAAGUAUGGCAUAUCUUGGCAGAUUGAGGACUAUUUGAGCAGGACUAUGUUUUCAGGAGCUAUGCCACCUGGAAAAGUGUAGUCUUUGGUUACACUGUUUCCUGUCAUGGUUUAACCCCAGCUCACAAGUAAGUACCACACAGCCCUUUAUGCAUUCUCCCUCUGUGCAGUGAGGGAGAAAGUUCGAAGAGUAAGGGUCAGAAAACUCAUGCAUUGGGAUAAAGACAGUUUAACAGGUAAAGCAAAAGCUGCACAUGCAAGCAAAGCAAAACAUUCACUACUUCCAGUGGCCAGGCAGGUGUUCAGCCAUCCCCAGGAAAGCAGAGCUCCAUCACAGGUAACAGUGACUGGAGCAGACAAACACCAUCCCUCCAAAUAUCCCCCUCUUCCUUCUCCUUCCCCCAGCUCUGUGUGCUGAGCACAACACACGGUCUGGGAUAUCCCUGUGGUCAAAUGGGGUCAGCUGUCCUGGCUGUGUCCCCUCAUAACUCCUUGUGCACCCCCAGCCUCCUCACUGGUGGGACAGUAGGAAAAGCAGAAGAGGCCUUGACUCUGUGUUACCUCUGCUCAGCAACAGCUGAACUAUCUCUGUGUUAUCAACAGUGUUUCCAGCACUAAUCUAAAACACAGCCUCAUGCCAGCAACUCUUAAGAAAAUUAACUAUGCCAGCCAAAACCAGCACAUCUGUGUAUAAAUACUGAUCUUGGUCAAAGCAAAGUGAAAGUGCUUCCUCAAGCUUUUAAGACAUGUAGCUGUAGACCAAUGGAGCUCUAAUUUACAGUGGAGUUACUGAGAAGAUAGCUGAGGAAAGGAGACUAUUAAUGUAUUUUUUGAUAACUUGCUAACCACAUGCAUGUAAUUUUCCUCUUCUGUAUGACGAAGCAAAAGGAUGCAGAAAAAGGAAAUAAAUGUAACCCAGGCUAAUGAAAUGUGGCUCAUUAGCCUUUUCCCAAGAUUACUAGAGUCUACAAACUGCAAAUUCUGGUUCAAAGAUAGUCCCAGGUAUUUGUCACUAAAGAAGGAUGGAGUUGUUAAAUCACUUUGCAUCUGUUAAGACAAGCGAGGGGCAAGGCCAGUUCUACUUUCUGAAUACCCACUUUGCGAACAUAGAGAUCUAAUUUUCCAUUUAUAUGCAUCUAAUAUAUAGCUGUCCUCCAUAAAUAAUCUAUUUCAAGCUGAUUCUUCUUUGCACAGAAUAAAUAAAAAUGCUUCAAUGUCAAGCCCGGUUCCUGAUGGCACAGAUCUCUGAGCAGGAAUGUCUGGCAUCUGACUGAUCAUCUCUUUCUGUAACAGCCUUCAGCUAUGAAUUAAUCUAGGCAAGGGAAAUCUCUUCAGGUUACAUGUAUUAUCAUUACUCCCACCUCUGAAGGAAACACAUUCUGAUUCCUGAUACCUUUUUCUCCCUUUUCUUUUAUUUCUCUUAAGUACAUUUAUAGUAUAAGUGGAUGCAGUGAGUUUGAAAUCACUUAUUAUGCCUGCUUUUCUAAGUGGGGAAUUUGACUGCUGUUCCCAGUUCUUGAACUAUAUUUUGGUUUCUUUAAGAUCAGCAUGGUCAUACAGAAUAGUGGUAUGUGGGAGCUGAGAGGUCAAUUUCAAUUUUGUCACUGUUGUCUUUGUUUCUACAUAAUUGAUGAACUAAAGAGAUUCUUGCUGAGCAUACUUACACUGAUUCUGUACCAUUCAAGCACUCUGUCUGAGAUACCUGGCAUUCUGGGACGCCAAUUAUCUGCGUUUCUGCAAAUGGUAUUAUUCUAUGCUGGGAGGCUUCUAAAUGUGGCAAAAUAAGCAGAAUUCUUUCCAGCUGAUGGAGGCAAAUGUUGCCAAGUAAAAUGCUUUUAGUCCCCACUGGAGAAGGAGAUCUGAGGAGCAUGCACAGAUACUGAGUGCUUUCUCUGCUUUCCUGUGGAAAUUCCAAGUAGGAAGCUUCUGUUUCUAAAAUGUCAAACACCUUCAAAAACUCUCAGUCCAACAAAAAACCAGAGUAAUAAGAAGGGGGGAAGGAAAUGUAUUUUCAGAAUAAUCCCUAGAAGAGCCAUAUAAUGGCUUCUUUGUCUUUUUUGUCUGUUUAGUGUUCCUUUCUCUGUGUACUGUAUUGGAAGUAGGCAACACACACUUCUUAGAGAUGUGUCUUGCUUUUUAAUUCUUGAUGGCUGUUGGUUGAAUGACGUUUGGCCUAAAGAUGUAGGGUUUUGUGAAUUAAAUAGUAAAUACUAUGAAUAUUUCACUCUUGCAUACAAGUUACUUAUUGAAAGGGUGGAAGUUCAGAUGAAAAAGUUAGGAACAAAAUUAAUUCCUCUCAUACAAUUAGCUACUACACAAUUUUAAAGGGUCUAAUUCCUGGACUGAUAAGAAAAAUAUAGCUUUAUGUUGCAAGGGUGAUAUAAACCUAGACUAGAAUGGAUGUGGCUUCUGAAGAGUUUUGUGGCCAGUAAUUCAUAUGGCUGUUUUCAGUGAUUAUUCCACACCUUAACCUGUUAAUCUUGAAGCAUUGUUAGAGCAUCCUCACAAACAAAUCAAAACUACCAACAGUACUGUCAGAUGCUCUUAAAAUUUACUAAGUGCCUUACACAGAGCAUCACUGAGGCAAUGAUUCAAUUGCAAGGAAGCUUGAUAAAAGAUUUACUCCUCUAGUUGAAGUCACAGGUUGUCGUGGUUGUAACCAAGGUGUUAUGUUCCUGGUUAUACACAUUAGAAUCUUACAUUUUAUUGCUGAUAUGCGUAGCUAAUAAAAAACAGUCCAGAAUUUUUUGAGGCUUUCAAUUUGUAAAACAUCCAUUGUUUGGAGGAGAUUUUUCUUCUAGCCAAUUGUGAUAGUCUACUGGAAUAUCACAGAAGUGAAUAAAACUUGUGAGUAUUUCUGGAUGCUUUCACACUUCUCAGUUUCUCAGUCAAGGACAGUAUUACCUUUCUUGGGAAGGGGUACCUAAGUUGUUUUUUUUCAUAGGGAUUAUGUUUAUCCAACUAGUUUUUUAAGGGUUUUAUUAUUAGAAAAAGGGCUUGUUAUUUUGAAAAUAAAAAUCUUACCUGCCAGGUGUCUUCCCCAAAAUGAGUAAGUGCCUUUUCUGUUCUGACUCUUAGAAGUAUUUACUUUGUCAGAUUGAAUCUGAAUGUCCUGGAUAAACCAACUAUUAAGUACCAAGUGUUACCAAUGGCUUGAAAUCCUUUCACUGAAACAACAGGAGACAGAUUGUAAGCCACUUGAAUUGUUUUGAGAUCUGAUGUUAUCAGAAGUUUUAUAACUGCUACGAAUAGUAUACUUCUAAGAACAAUGUAACUUUUCAGGAACUUGAUAUUGAUAGGAAAUAAAUAUUUAUUAGAAGAAGUAUAUUAAAUAAAUAUUUAUUUACCAAUUUGAGUAAAAGAAAAUGUUACACCAUGGGGGCAACAGUCUUGCUGUUAGCAGUCCUGACUACUUAAUGAAAAGUAAAACUGAGGCCCUGGACUCUAACUAUAAAAAGGGGUAGUAUUUGGUGAGAGAUUGGGACUGCAAAUCUUGUGUCCACAUUCUAAUAAAGUAAUUUCUCCUACCUAAGUUUUUACCAAUUCUCAAGCAGAAAAGAAAGCAUGAGCAUAUAUCAGUAAUAGGCCCUCUGGUUUAAUUGGUGCUGCUUCCUAUCUCUAGUGGAUUUUUUUUUAAAUUUUUUUUAAACUUUGCUCAGGACUGGUACAGCUGAAAGUAUAUUUUCCCUUCAUUCUUAAGCCUAGACUUUGAAUGGAGUUUCUCUGAGACACUUUUGUAGUGAAAUCGUAUUCCCUACAAACAUUGAAGACAAAAAUAAACAUCUCUGUGAAUGAAAGAUCUUGUGUGGUUGUAAUUUUUUAAUAUACACAAAUUUAAUUUAAAAAAUCUAAAGGUAACUCUAAGAAAAACAUAGUAUAUCGAUCUACUUAAAAGGUCUCUGUGUAGCACUCAGAAAGUACAAUUUGCAUCAUGAGAUGCUACAAAUUUUCUGUCUGGUAAACUAUGUUUAAUUCCAUCAUAGCACUCCUUUAAAGAUGACCAUACAUUAACCCAUUGGGAUACUGCCUCCAACUGACCUCUUCUUGACCUCAGUUCAAAGACUAUAUUAAGCAAUUUAAAAUUCUGAAAGCUUGGCAGGAAAGCUAAGGGGAAGUGUCUGGAAAGAAAGAAACAGAAGGAAUCACAGUGCAAAAACUAUUUUUUUCUAUGAUAAAUGUUACACAAUUAAUGAUAAUAGAAUAGAAUUGUUUAAAAAUUUACAUCCCUAUAGUUAUUUCACAUUGAUGAUAUAUUGUUGGUUUCAGAGAAGCAUAAAUAGAUGUUUUUGAUGCCUAGAAUAGUGCCACACAUUGAAAUGUCUUUCCCAGGAAUAAAUUAAUACUUCUUGCCUGCGAACAAUCUGACAAAGAAGUAUUUUUGGUGAAAACUAAUGUAAGUGGACUACAAUCUUGACUGGCAUUGGUGAUGCUUAAGGGUGUGUUAUGAUAAAACGGUAAAUAAAAUUAUUAAAUUGUUCAGAA
Molecule: messenger RNA, 10431 nt
Organism: Vidua chalybeata
Lineage: Eukaryota; Metazoa; Chordata; Aves; Passeriformes; Viduidae
Gene: YAF2
Product: YY1 associated factor 2
Exons: 4
Coding region: 240-782 (180 amino acids)
Biological process (GO): positive regulation of DNA-templated transcription
Cellular component (GO): nucleus
Molecular function (GO): DNA binding; transcription coregulator activity
Source: RefSeq, a predicted model, not a curated record